CGGGACGCGCAGCGUCGCGACGCUCCCUCUCUAUCGCAAUAAAACGCUCUCGUGUAUUAUUAUAUACUUAAUUCGCGAGGAGACGAAUAAUAAAGCCGCUCGAGCUAAUGCUGGAAAUGUUGCACUUUUUAUAAGGUUCAACUUCACUUUUCGUAUGUACUACGCAAACUUUUUUCUCAAUUAAGAAAGUUGAGACAAAACCAUUGGUGAAGUUAUCCUAAAGGACCGUUUUCAUCUGAGUGUAUCCCAACCAGCUGAGUGGCGAUAUCGUCGUCCUUUCCCUGAAAGAAGAAGAACUGUUUCGCGAAACCGGUUUCCAGUGUUCCUCACGACGUUGCCGAUAGUCAGUGCUGCCAACAUAUACGCGAUUUUUUUUUCUUAUCAUUCUUCCCUUCUCACUUGUCCCUCCUUUUCUUCUUCUUUUCACUUUUACUUCUCUUGCACCUUUUGGUAUACCACCUCUACCGCACUUGCUCUAUCCGAAUGCCACUGGUUCUCGUUCUGAUGCUGGAGCUCGUGCAGCAUCCUCACUUCCAGUAAAAGGGUUCAGUUGUUCCGCGGGCACGCAAGUUGCACCUUGCAUUGCAUCGAGGUCGACCGGAUUCCCGUUUCCAUAAUAGAAAUUGCUUGGAACAUCGGACUCCUAUAACUUUCAUAUAGUUAGCCGCGCCAGAGUGAUAUGUAUUUUUUGGAAGUACUGACAACAGUGCGAUUUGAUUGAAAUUUUCUAUACGUUUCUUCGUUUCUUAUUCAUUCAUGAAUUAAGUGAAACUACGGAUAGUGUGCCGAAAAGUGUUAUGUGAAUACGUGUGUUUCUAUUAUCUAAUGAUUAUUAUUGGUGAACGUAUACCUCUUUCGAAAGUACAGGUUGCAUCCAAGAGCAUAGACUACAAGGUUCUAUGAACUGCAAGCGCAGCAGGGGAUUCUAUUGUGCAGUUAUAAUUAUUUGCAACAAGUGCAUCGCUUCGGGAACGUGAAUAGUUUCAUUAAUAAAAAGAAAAGAGGAGAGAGAAAGCAAGAGAAACUCGAUAUCUUUCUUAAAACAGUGAAACAGUUACUGUUGAAGUGUAAUUUUUUUUCCAUGAAAGUUUCGCACGAUAGCUUCAUAGUGAAUAUCGAUUGGAUUGAUCUGACGUAAACCUACUUAAUUUUUGUCAUUGGACAUUCUAUUAAAAACAAAAUAAUUGAUAUUGUGUAAUAAUAAUAAUUAAAUGUUGUUCUCUCUAAAUUGAUGUUACCCAAAAAUAUAUAUACUUUCCUAGUGUUGAGCGUAGUGAUAACGAUAAGACGACCCUUUAUUAAAAUGAAUUAACUAACAACUAUUCUCUACUGUCUGUGUGCAAGAGUGCGUGCAUCAUUGUAAAAAGACAUUUAUUUAACACUUUAAAUAGAUACACUUUCAUAUACUUGGGCAUUACGUAAAUCAUAUAAAAGUGAAAAGUACGAAACAAGUGAUAAUGAAAACGUGAACUCUACCUAAUGGAUCUUUUAAUUCGUUUCUAAGAAACCUUGCGAAACAAAGUCUAAGCAACGAUAAAGAGUUAGAAUAGUGGCAAAGUGAUGAGCGGCAUUAGGUAAUUUAAAAAAAAAAUUCUGUACCCCGCGAGCGUGAAGUUUUGUUCCGCGUUUCACAUAUGUGGAAACGAGUUCGUGAAAUAAUCGCAGCGAUGGAUCUGUGGAAACGUUCCUGUACUUAUCCACACGCUUAUCUGCUUUGGAUUCUCGCAAGGAUCAUAUUUGUCAAUGGAUUAUAUGAAGACACCAAUCUACCGGUCCACACGGUUACCGCCGAAGCUGGUAGUAACAUAUCCCUAGCUUGUCCCGGAGUCUCAGAGCAUUCUCUGGUGGCAACGUUAGAGUGGCGAGUCAAUGAUAAUCGAAUCCUCGUCUACUCAACAAGCUCGACAACAGGAUUCGAUCCACAUAAUCACAUAACGUUGUCGCCUUCGAAUUACGCUCUCGUCUUUGAUCCAGUGAAGUCAUCCGAUACCGGGGAGUACAAGUGUCUGGUUAACAACAGAAACAUACCGGAAGCAGUAGUCAGAUUGUUGGUUCAAGGGAAUCCGCUAGGACAACGUUAUCUGCGGUUACGGAUGACAAAUCCUAUUUUACAAAAAGCUUUCUGAAAAUAGUCACAACGGACAGUUGGGAAAAAGAAAUACCCUGCUACUAACAAUAUAGUUACGAGUAGUAAAUAGUGUUUGAAUUGUGGAAAUCGGUAAGAAAAAUAAAAUAGGUACUAUCCUGUA
Messenger RNA from Cephus cinctus (wheat stem sawfly), 2249 nucleotides. RefSeq lists its product as uncharacterized. The coding region runs from base 1635 to 2126 and encodes 163 amino acids. The transcript has 3 exons. The record is from RefSeq and is a predicted model, not a curated record. NCBI's taxonomy places the organism in Eukaryota, Metazoa, Arthropoda, Insecta, Hymenoptera, Cephidae.